GUCACUUCCGCCCUUACAAUCUGCGACGUGGCCGGCUUCUUCUGCCCGGAGUGUACGUCACUUCCUCCAAGUCCCUGACCUGCUACUUGGAUCGCGACGGGAACUGGAACCCGAGGUCCCCGUGCGGUCCGGGCCUGGCGCCCUGAGGGGAAGAACGGCCCGGCCCAGGGUGCUGGGGUGGAGACUGCCCCUUCCCUAGCCAUGACGGACGGGAUCCUAGGGAAGGCAGCCACAAUGGAGAUCCCUAUCCAUGGGAAUGGUGAAGCUGGGCAGCUUCCUGAAGAUGAUGGACUGGAGCAGGACCUCCAACAGGUGAUGGUGUCAGGACCCAACCUCAAUGAAACCAGCAUUGUAUCUGGUGGCUAUGGGGGCUCUGGUGAUGGACUCAUCCCCACAGGAUCUGGCCGCCAUCCAUCUCACAGCACCACUCCUGCUGGCCCUGGAGAUGAGGUAGCCCGGGGCAUCGCUGGAGAGAAGUUUGACAUCGUCAAGAAAUGGGGCAUCAACACAUAUAAGUGCACAAAACAACUGUUAUCAGAGCGAUUUGGCCGAGGCUCUCGGACUGUGGACCUGGAGCUAGAGCUACAGAUCGAGUUGCUCCGUGAGACGAAGCGCAAGUAUGAAAGUGUCCUGCAGCUGGGCCGGGCACUGACAGCCCAUCUCUACAGCCUGCUGCAGACCCAGCAUGCACUAGGUGACGCCUUUGCUGAUCUCAGCCAGAAGUCCCCAGAGCUUCAGGAGGAAUUUGGCUACAAUGCAGAGACACAGAAGCUUCUGUGCAAGAAUGGGGAGACGCUCCUAGGGGCUGUGAACUUCUUUGUCUCUAGCAUCAACACGUUGGUCACCAAGACCAUGGAAGACACGCUCAUGACUGUCAAACAGUAUGAGGCUGCCAGGCUGGAAUAUGAUGCCUACCGAACAGACUUAGAGGAGCUGAGCCUAGGCCCCCGCGAUGCAGGGACACGUGGUCGACUUGAGAGCGCCCAGGCCACUUUCCAGGCACAUCGGGACAAGUAUGAGAAGCUUCGGGGAGAUGUGGCCAUCAAGCUCAAGUUCCUGGAAGAAAACAAGAUCAAGGUGAUGCACAAGCAGCUGCUGCUUUUCCACAACGCGGUAUCCGCCUACUUUGCUGGGAACCAGAAACAACUGGAGCAGACCCUACAGCAAUUCAACAUCAAGCUGCGGCCUCCAGGAGCUGAGAAGCCCUCCUGGCUAGAGGAGCAGUGAGCUACUUCCAGCCCAUCUUGGCUAUCAAGAAGGACACUGGGAAGGGCACCCCCAGGGUGGAGGAGAUUGGACAUGGGACAUCCCUUGCCAUUUGCCCUCUGGCUUGGGCUCCCUUUCCCUGGCUGGGAUCUGACACGAAUUUUGCCCAUACUGCUGUGGUAUGAAGAGGACCUGUAGGCCCAGAAGCUGCUGCCCUGUCCUUCAUUUUUUCUGGCUACUGGGCUUCACUCCCAGAUCUUUUCCUUCCACUCCACAGCCAAAGGCUACGACAGAACCACUCCCUGGCCAAUGGCAUCACUCCUCGGGCCUAUCCCCAGCUCCUGGGGUGUGCCCCUGACCAAUGACAAGAGUCUCAAAAGGCCUUGUCAGCCAAUGGCAGCUCUUCUUGGGCUCCCUUGGGCCAAUGAUGUUGCCUCCAAUACCCUUUGUCCCUCCUCUAUGCGUGCCCAUUGCAGAGAAGGGGACUGGGACCAAAGGGGUGGGGAUAACGGGGAGCUCCAUUUCUGGCCAGCAUCUGAAUGGGCCUCCUUUCACCCACCCACCCAGUUUAAUUGUGCUUAGAACCCAAGAGAUUGGGAUCUAGCACUAGGAAUAAACCUUUCAUAAAAGUAG
Heterocephalus glaber (naked mole-rat) is the source of this 1839-nucleotide messenger RNA. It is a transcript of the gene Arfip2, whose product is annotated as ARF interacting protein 2. Lineage: Eukaryota; Metazoa; Chordata; Mammalia; Rodentia; Bathyergidae. Gene Ontology annotation, biological process: intracellular protein transport; regulation of Arp2/3 complex-mediated actin nucleation. Gene Ontology annotation, cellular component: trans-Golgi network membrane. Gene Ontology annotation, molecular function: phospholipid binding; protein domain specific binding. The record is from RefSeq and is a predicted model, not a curated record.